CGGCGCCGAAACCGAACUCUCGCGAGAUCUGGGGAAAAAACAGAGUACUUAAGCGGCCCGGCGGCGCUUGCGCGGCCUUGUUGAACCAGCAAAAUGGAGGAGGAUUAACUGGUUUGCAUUCACUGAAGCCCUCAAAGAAAAUGAAAGGUAUGCUGCCAGCAAGUCUUGUUGGUCAAUCUCCUGAGAGUCCAUCUGGCAAUAAAACACAGAAUGGCUCUCUAAAGCCCAAGUUGCCCAAACCUAAACUUGACCUCAGAGCCCUCUUUGACUACUUCAGAAGGAAGCAGCAUCUGAAGAGGAGAAAGUGGAGGCCAAGCGCCAGGAAGAAGAAAGUAGCAAAGAAUAAAACUGCAAAAUGCAAGGAGCGAGAAACAUGUGAGAGGAGACAGCAGCCAAGAGUCCCAGGAAAGAAACGGAAAAAGAAACUUACUGAGAAAGUUGUUAAUUUUCCUUUUGUGGAGAGACUGUACGGAGUGAAACGCAUUCCCUUUAGAAUGGUGUGUCUGUAUGAGCAAGCAGCUUUAAAUGGAUACUUUAGAUACAUUGAAACGCUGAAGUUAGAGAAGCUCAUGGAAAAAUCUUUGACGCAGUUGAAUGCUGUGGAUGAUCUAGAAAACGAAAGUCUGGCGUCAAGAAAGUACAAAUACGUGGAUGAGGAUGAACCUCUUUCUCCCAUUGUGGAGACAAAUGGAGAUGACCAAACUGAGAGUUCUGCAGAUAAAGAAGAAAUGGGUGCCAAGAUAGUGGAAAACAGCUGUUUCAUACUAAGUAGUGAAAUUCCAAAGAAGACACGCAAGAGGAAGUCAAACACUACCAGCAACUGAAGCCACUAAUAGCCAUGAUAAGCAAUGGCUCUGAGAACAUAUGGAAGCAGCAUUUGUCCAUGGCAGCAAGGAAGAUGACUUCAUCCACACUGGUUCCUAUAGUUUGCAGCUAGCCUUGGAUUUGUUCUGCUUCACCAGUGUUCUAGACAGUGAUGGUUAGAAAAAACCCCGGCUUGCAAAAGAGUGCAUGGAAAAACACUGGAAAACGUUUUGUAUCCUGAACCAUCAUGAAAUGGUCCAAUUGUGAUGUGAUGUCUAUCCAUCAAAGCAACAGCUUUGUGCUAAAGGAAUCCAGAUAGUGAACACCUGUCGCCUAAAUUGCUGGCUCUUUCAGGUAGAAAAUUCAAAUGGCAUGAAGCUGCUCUAGUUUGGAACAGAAGGACGUUGAGGCAUGGACUUGGAUGAAAGCAUGUGAUGCAGCUUGGAAAACAAUCUGCUUGAAAAGUGCUUCUAGACAAUCUACAAGCCUGAAAAGGAAUCUGCAAUUUAGGCAAAUAAGCUCUGUCUGGUGCUAAAGGUACCUUAACAGCUGGAUAGAAAAUGGAAGAACACGCCGGGAUGCUCUUUUGUCAGACAGCUUUUAAAUUAAACGAAUUGGUGUUUUUCUUAAAGCUUCAAAAGUGAAACUUACGGAAUUCUAAAAUGUCUGCUCAAUAAACAAGUCCUUGCUGGAA
This is a messenger RNA of Podarcis raffonei (Aeolian wall lizard), 1498 nucleotides long. RefSeq names its product TATA-box binding protein associated factor, RNA polymerase I subunit D (gene TAF1D). The coding region runs from base 141 to 824 and encodes 227 amino acids. The record is from RefSeq and is a predicted model, not a curated record. The transcript is spliced from 13 exons. Gene Ontology annotation, biological process: regulation of DNA-templated transcription. Gene Ontology annotation, cellular component: nucleoplasm; nucleus; RNA polymerase transcription factor SL1 complex. NCBI's taxonomy places the organism in Eukaryota, Metazoa, Chordata, Lepidosauria, Squamata, Lacertidae.